This is a messenger RNA of Desarmillaria tabescens, 1556 nucleotides long. RefSeq lists its product as uncharacterized. The transcript has 6 exons. The record is from RefSeq and is a predicted model, not a curated record. Bases 122 to 1252 code for a protein of 376 amino acids. NCBI's taxonomy places the organism in Eukaryota, Fungi, Basidiomycota, Agaricomycetes, Agaricales, Physalacriaceae.
GAAGGUACUACGUCAUCGUUUUUCACGUAUAUAAACCAUUCGAAGUAACUCCCAUGUCGAGCCCGUACCAGAUACCACUGUGCCACCAACUACUCGUUCUCGUUCUCGUGCCGGUGCUCCCAUGCGUUCCAGGUCCAACGCAGGUUCCAGUCUGGCAUCUAAUGGGCCAACACAAGUGUUGCCUCCUACAGAGGCCAUUCCAGUUCCCGGUGUUCAAACAAUGUUCCGCAUUCAUGGCUAUAACCACUGUCAACCUACUCCGUCAGAGACAACGGCUGUCCCCUUUUCAGAUCCAUCGAUGCAGGUGGCACAGGCUUCCGGCAGUACGGUGCCAUCACAACCCAUUAUCUCUCCAUCCCCCACUCAUCAGCCCAGGGAGACGGUGCCAGGUGCAGUGCCGGUGCCGGUGCCGGUACCACGCUCCCGACGUGCACAUUUUGUUGAUGAUCCAGAGAGUUCAGAUGGAGAGUUCCUUGAGCUGUCUCCUCCAUCAUCUCUGUCCGACGAUUCCGCUGUUCAUAGCGAAACACCUCGGCGACCAUCAGAUUCUGAUCAUACAGCUCAAGCUCCGCAUACUCCUCAUCGUAACCCAUUCCCUAUACCCCGCCGAUUGUCCAGAACACCAGGAACACCUCGACGACUUUCCCAUGCUGCUGCUGGUCAUACUGUCAAAAAAGGCCGUAAUACUGCCCGUGACGUCUGGUCAUUCUUUAUAAAGUCCGAGAACCGCCAUCAUUGCACUUUCUGCACCGCGAAGGAUUUCGAGAAGGAUAAUGAGCUUCCCGGAGCAUCAGACUUUGGCUCAAAAACAAGUACCGAUAUCUUACGGCGCCACUUGCUUGAUUACCACACCACUUCAUGGCUGACGAAGUGUGACAAUCAGGGUAUACAGGUGCGCUCUACUCAAAAGCGAUAUCAAGAUGCGAUCCGCAAAUUUCACCUCGACCAAGGGAAGCAAUCUUCCAUAUUUAACAGUACUGGACAUCGUGCAUUCUCGCAUGAAGCAUUCAUUGAUUCGCUAGUUGCAUGGGUCGUUGCUGAUGACCAGUCAAUCAAUGCCAUUGAGAGUCCGCAUCUACGGUCUAUAUUCUUGAUGCUUAGAGAAAGCUUGAAAGACUCUGACAUACCCCAUCGAUCAUCGUUACGUGCUCGUAUCCUUGAGAUGUGGGACAAAUACAUGGAUGACCUCACUUCAGAAUUAAAGGUUAGCGCUAUUUAUUAUAUAAGAGUUCUCAUGAACGUAGCAAUCUAGGCUUCUAUGGGACGCAUUUCGUUCACUGAGGAUCUCUGGACAGACCUGAAUAUGCGUCCCUUCAUAGCUGUUACCUGUCAUUGGAUCGAGAACCGGAUUGUUGAUGGUCAUGCAACACUGCAUCUGCGUUCAGAUCUCAUUGGCUUCCAUCGCGUUCCUGGACAUCAUACAGGGGAGCACUUAGCGGAAGUGUUCAUCUACAUCCUUGACCGCUUGCAAAUUACGGGAAAAGUGGGAUGGAUUACUUGUGACAAUGCGACAAAUAAUGACACGAUGAUGGAACAUCUCGAAAGGUUAUUAAGAC